AUGCCUAACUACCUGAAGGAAAAAGGUUUAAUUAAACACGGCAAUUCUGGUAGAAAUGAUGUUAUUGAUAAUUCUCAAACUAAUAUGAUGACGACGAUCAUUCCAGACAAUGUUCCAGUUCUUCCCACUCCGACACCGAGAGAGCGCCCCGUGCCGCCGCCUAAGCCAAAACAUCAGCCAAUCCAAGUGGCGAAUUUAGCAGAUUACAUAACACGUAAAAAGGCCGCAGGUAGAGGUCACAACCUGGAGGCAGAAUUUAUGGAACUCAAAGAAGGGCAGAAUGGAGAAUGGAAAGUUGGCGGCAAAAACGUAAAUCGUCCAAAAAAUAAGUUCACUAACAUAGCGGCAUACGACCAUUCUCGUGUAGUGUUGGAUAUCACGGACGGCGACGAGAACUCAGACUACAUAAAUGCGUCCUAUAUUAAAGGCUACAAGAAUACAACAUACAUCGCCACACAAGGUACAAAGAGUGUUACAGAAAAAGAUUUCUGGAGAAUGAUUUGGCAGGAAAAAGUGAGAACCAUAUUGAUGGCAACCAAUCUCAUCGAACAAGGACGGGAAAAAUGUACGCAGUAUUGGCCUGAAUUACACAAAACUUGCUCAAGUGGUGUGUUUAUUGUGAAAAACCUCCACGAAGAACGCUUUGCUGAUUCGGUUAUUAGAACCUUCCACAUUUCUGAGAUUGAUAAACCACGUGAUGUUCGAGAGGUCAAACAGUUUCACUUCAGCGUGUGGCCCGAUAUGGGAGUGCCUAAAUACCCGUCAGGUGUCUUGUCAUUCUUACGUAGAGUGAAAGCCAGUAAUCCCGCCAAUGCUGGGCCCAUGGUGAUUCACUGUAGCGCGGGCAUUGGCAGAACCGGUACGUUCAUAACCAUAGACUCCAUGCUAGAAAUGGCCAAAGCAGAAAAUCAAGUCGACAUCUUCAACUUUGUUGAUAAGUGUAGGGAGGCUAGAAUGAACUUUGUACAAACCUCGGAUCAAUAUGCGUUCAUAUACACCGCUGUUUUGGAAGCUACGCUGUGCGGUAGUACGGAAAUACCUUGUGGAGACCUGAGAAUAAAGCUGGAGCAAUUGAAGAAAAGAAAAGGAAAGAAAACCGGUCUACAACUGGAAUUUGAAAAUCUUGCUAAGCUGUGUCCAUUCCCUCACAAAGAUGAGUUCAAGUCUGCGAGCGACCCGGACAAUGCGCACAAGAACCGAUACCCAGAUGUUGUGCCACUUGAUAGAUGCAGACCAUUCUUGAUGACACCAGCCAAGAAAGGCGACUACGCCAACUACAUUAACGCAAGUUUCCUCACAGCGUAUACACACGAAGAUGCAUUCAUAGCCACCCAGAUGCCAUACCCUCAUACUGUGGUAGACUUCUGGAGAAUGGUGUACGACUGGAAAUCUCUGACAAUUGUUAUGUUGAACGAUAUGACGGAAGAAAUGAAAGCCGGACAAUACUGGCCAGAUGGCGGAUCCGUUCAGCACGGUCCACUACGCGUUGAAGUUAUGUCCCUGGUACAACACGGCGAUAUUUUGGAGAGAAAAAUAAGCUUGCAGCACGUUGACAAAGUGGGAAAAGAGAAUCCCCGCUUCAUAACUCAGUUUCAAGUAAUUAACUGGCCCGAUAACCACAAAAUCCCUGGAUCAUUUAAUGUGAUAAUUAACAUUAUGAAUAUGGUAAAAACCUGGCAAAAGACAACAGGCGAUACACCGGUAACUGUACAGUGCAGUAAUGGAAUUGGAAGGUCCGGUAUAUUUUGUACUCUAGUCGCUGUGUGUGAGCGGAUCAAUGUAGAGCAAACGGUCGACGUCUUCCAAGCUGUUAAGACUUUACGACUUAAUCGACCUGGAAUGGUGGAAACCUUGGCGCAGUACACGUACUGUUAUGACGCCACACUCAACUAUCUGGAUCAAUUUGCCACUUAUCAGAACUUUAUGACUUAGGCACUGUCGUACCAUGGAAGCGGUAUUGGCGACGUUCUACUUUGUGGAUACAAUGUAAUUUUAACACACAACUCACCAAAUAAACCUUUGAUAUACGGUGACUUCGAUUUUUUGCAAGAUAAUGUGUGUGGGUGCAACACCGAGCCCACGCGGACACGAAUCAAAUUACACCACGGUUACUAGAAGUAACUAGAAGAAUAUUUUGUGAAAAUAAUUGUAUGUUGAUACAUUCUGACAUGAAAUAUUUACUUUGUUCGUACAGUUUUACUUUUAGUUUUACUUGUCACACUCGCG
Saccoglossus kowalevskii is the source of this 2226-nucleotide messenger RNA. Its product is annotated as receptor-type tyrosine-protein phosphatase mu-like. Gene Ontology annotation, biological process: protein dephosphorylation. Lineage: Eukaryota; Metazoa; Hemichordata; Enteropneusta; Harrimaniidae. Gene Ontology annotation, molecular function: protein tyrosine phosphatase activity. The record is from RefSeq and is a predicted model, not a curated record.